AAAGAGUCAUUUCGUUUUCUAUUAUCGUACAAUUUAAUAAUAAUUAACAAAAAUUAUAAUUAUUUAAAUUUAAGAUGGUGCGCUUUCAUCGGAGACGGUUUUCAUAAAAAAGGUUAAACAUUUUGCAAUCACGAAGUCAUUUGCAAAGAAAGGAAGUAUUUUUAGUGAUAUCAAGUUUUAAUGUAAUGUAAUCUCGUUCAACCCACGUAAGAAUACAGUGAAUACAAAAUGCCUGAAUUGUCACAAAUUAGAAAUUUCAGACUCAAGGUCCUGUUUCUGAUUCAUUUCAUUUUUAUGUCGCUAAGUACGAUGGGAUAUUGGAGUUCCAAUGCGUAUCUGUUUUAUAACAGUUUGCUUAUUCUUCUCUUCCUUUGGAGUUUGUAUCAUGACCAAAGUCAUGAACCUAUACAAUUGGCCAUUGUUGUAAAUGGGAGUUCAAUAUUUUUAGAUAUCUUAAUCUUGGUAAUGGGUUUUCCACAUUCUGACGAUAGUGCCAGAAAUAAAUUUUCAGCAGCUAUGGCAAUAUUACAUCUUAUAAUUCGCCCGUUCAGUACAAUACUGUUAGUUAAGAAUUUAGAAGAACGAAGCGGUGCCACAGGUGUCCUAACUGGAAUAUUCCCUGGUGGAAAUAGUACCGGAAGUGACGCCUACGAAGAUCUCGACAGACCUGUCAUUCCUCAGAGUUCCGGAAAAACUGGCGGAUACGAUUUCUCAUCCGCUCAGCAAAUUUAAGUAAUAUUCUUUAUAUAUAUCUAUCGUUUUUCUUUUUGGAUUUUCAAAUUACCUUACCUGUAUAUAUUUUUAUAAAAUCCUAGUGAAAUAUUAUAGUCGAGAAAUAUCCUAAAUCUAUAAAAACAGUAAUUUUUGUAGUGUAAGGAUUUUAUUUUAUGGGAAAUACGUGUUAAAAAAUAUUUUUUGAUGUUGUAUUUCUAUACUAGUCUACUUAAUGACGGAUUUUUAUUUCUUAAUCAUUAUAGUCAAGUGAAUGUAUUAUUAAAAUACUGAAAACUUCUUAAUGCUCAUAUAGAGGUCAGAAUUUAAUAAUUUUUAUUAAAUGUUAGUAUUUCUGUAUAACUGAAAAUAUUUAACUGAAACCCUCAAGGUCACUUGCGACGCACAGUGGGGCAAGAGACAACAUAAGUUGGCAUUAAAUCAUUGUCGAUAUAUUUAUGGCCAAUUUUUUUUUUCAAAUAUUAUAAGUUGUGUGUACAUAAAAAAACGAUGUUUUUUCAAAGUUUUCUUCUUCUUCUCAAUGUACCUAUCCGUGACUAAUGUUGGCGAUCAUCAUGGCAAUCUUUAUUUUAUCUGCAGCAGCGCGAAAAAGCUGCACAGAUGUUGUGCUAAAGCAGGUUCUGAAGUUCUUUAACCAGGAUGUUCUUCUUCUUCCUGAGCCUCGCUUUACAAAUAUUUUCCCUUGAAGGAUGGAUUGUUCAAAAAAUGUUUUGCUCAAAAUUUUCAAAGCUGAAUGUCCGUAGUUACUACCGAUAUUGAUUUAAAUGAUAUUUGAAGUUUAGUCAUUUUUAUUUUAUAUCUUAUUUAUUUAUUAUUAUCUAAUAUUAUUUAUAUCUCAAAACAAUUGUGUUAACAUUAUUUUUGAAAAAUUGCUUAACCAAAUUGUUCUUUAAAACCAUUUACCGCAUAUUUAUAAGAAUAACAUAAAAUUUUGUAGGUAAAAUAUUGAAAAACUUAAACUACAGAUCAUCAUCAGAAUCAUCAGAUGUGACGUCAACAUCUUGCACAUUCGGAGAUUUGAACAUAAUAUAUUAUGCACUAAUAUGCAGUGCUUCCACUGGCAGGUGUUCUAAUUUCUUUCUUUUUAUGUUUCUUUUGUUUGUGAUCAGUGGAUCACUACUAAUCAACAAAAAGUGGAAUACAUCUUAAUUUGUUUUGCAUCUACUACACUUUCUUGAAUUAUUAUGCUUGAAUUAUGCAAAUAACGAAAAAUUAGAAUAGAGUGUUAUUCAAUUUAAUUAGGUCAACAUAACCUCACAAAAAAUAAAAUUAUGAAAAAAGGAGCAAAUAUGAGCAAAAAGUUAAAAUGACUUUCUAAAGAAUAAUACUCAAGCUUUCAAAAUAAAACAAAAUUAAAGUUGGAUCAGUCUGGGAACACUAACAAAUCACUUGCUCUUUUUGAAAAAUGCAUAUUUUGAUAUUUUGUACAGGUAAUUUUAAACAAUAUAUUAUAAGAGACUAUAUUUAUUUAAUUAUUAUAUCACAUCUGUAAUAAUAUUGUCACUUUCCUGAAGAUCAAAUAUCCGUAGCCAAUUUUACUAGUAAAUUAACUUUUCACUUGAAAUAAGUGGAUCAAACGUAAGUCGAAUCACGUUAUCGCGGCCUACGCAUUGUUAACACGGGACCAUGUGCCCUUUGCGACGCAUCGCAACUGUUGGAGGGGGAUUUAAUGGGGAAAAAAUGAUGCCAAAUCAUACGCAGGAUUGUGUACUAUUUAAUUAAAAUGAAUGCGACAGAAAAUACUGCGUUUAGUAUUUUCAUUUUAUGCCAACUUUUUAGCUCUCCUGCCCCACUGUGCGACGCAUCAACGAACGCCUGUCGUGUAUUUUCUUUGCGGUUGCAGAUAAAUGGGUGUUAGUACUGUAUUAUUUUAAAUCUGAAGUAAUAGGGAGCUUGCAUACAAUUUUAAAUUCGAAAAAAAUGCUAUAAAUCACAACAGAACAUAAUUUAAAACAUGUAUCAAAGAUAGUAACAUGUAACAUGAAACAAAGUUUUUUUUGUCUUUCGUUUGGCACCUAAAGACGAUUAAAGAUUCAAAUUAUACCAGCCAGCCCAAAAAGCGUCGUGACGUCAUAUGGUUGUGUGUUUACAUUCUGCGCCAACAAAGUAAACAAAAUUGUAUAUAAUUUUAAAUUAGACAUUAUAAACGUCAGUAGAAAAUACAGUUAUGUGACGUCACAAGUGUUUUUGAUCGUUUGAACUAUUCAUAGAAAACUUGUAUUUUUACAAAAUGGUUUUAUUUUCCAUAGUAAACCUUCUUUCCUUUCCUUCAAAAACUGUAUCAAACUCCAAUCUCAAUAAACUGGUAUAUAUUAUUACAACGAUAAAUGUCAUUAGAAUAUAAAUAUUUUUCCCUUAUUCCGCGACGAUGAGCUGGCCAAAUACCCUAGUAGGUGGAGGCCAAUAAACUAAAGAAGGAUCAGAAGAAUAUACCUAAAUAUAACCAUAAUCAUAACUAUAUAAUAAAACUAUGUGACGUCACGGGUCGUUUGAACUAUUUUAUACCGCAGAAUACUUUAAAUUUGUAUUUCUAAGUUAUUACGAGCUUUUGAAGCGUGAAAUUUUGGAAAUCUCAUUUUUAAACAAAACUGAACAUUAUGUAAUAAAGAAAAAUGUGCAAGUUCCCUAUUCAGGUACUUAUUUAAACCACAAUCUAUGCAGACACUGUUGUUUAAUGGUAUUUUGUUAAACUCUAAAUAUCUACCCAAUGACCCAUAAUUAUUUCCAGUCCAUCUUGGAGUAGCUUGGAAAAUAUGCCAUUUUUUAUUUCAACUUAUUCACAUAAUCGUAAAGGAUUUGGAGGCUACAUUGACUCGACUAUACAAGUACCAUAAUAAUAUUUAUAAGUUUUAUGUAAUACGGAGUAACUGAAAAAUCUUAAAUUACGGUUUUCCCACAAGUUGACUCACAUAAAACAAGUUAUUUUAGUAUAUUUAUGUACAUAUUUCAAUGUAUCUUACUUUGAACUAAAUUUUAAAGUAUAAUAUAAACAUCUUUAUUGUUCUUUGCAUUCUCAUUGUCAGGUGUUCUUUUGACAGUCAUGUACUUCGUUUUUGCUUCGUUUGCUAUAUCUACUUAGAAAAAAGACAGAAAAAACAAAUUCAGAGAUGUUUAUCAAAAUUAUAGAUGAGCGAGUCUUUUUCUCAUUAUUUUUAUUUAAGUAAAUAUUUCUUUGUGUUCGGCGUAGCAUAUUUGAGCAGUUUUGUGAAAGUAGAUAUAUUAUGUAGAUACAAAAGAUUGUUCAGUUACUCUUUAAGAAUAACUAUGUCUUGUUUUUAAACCAGGAGGAGUAAACUAAAAAGACAGAUUCACAGCCAAGAAAGUCACUAGAAAAAUCACCAAAUACAUCUUCUUUUAUGGUUGAUCAUGUCAGAUUUCGAUGGUAAUCUAUAAAUAUUAUAGUAUAAAUUAAAGGAAUAACGCAGAAAACUCAAAAAAAUGCUGAUAUAACUUAAUUAACCUAUGAAAUGUCAAUCGUGUCAAAAUUUCAUAAAUGUCAAUACUGUCAAAAUUUCGUAACAGUGGAGUAAACUUGUCCGCUAUAGACCAAUUACAAACAAGCAUUAAGGCUCGGUAAAUUUGAAUUACCCCCUGGUUUAAAAACAGAGCAUAGCCAUAGUCAAAUAAGUGUAUCUAUUCUUGAAUAUUUGUUAGAUCAUUUGAGAUUAUGCAGGUGACUGAGAUUAUCUUUUAAAACUGUAGUCAAUAGUGAUGUGAUUUUAGUUGUCAGUAGAUCAUAAUUUUUUACAAGGUUUAAUGUCAUUUUAGAAGUAAAAGUAUUCUGUGUACUUGUUGAGAUUGUAUAAAUUAGCGAAAUUAAAUAAUCGUGUAUAUCUUAUACCAUUAAGUUAUUCUUAUACCAUUAAGUUAUGCUUUGUGUUUGUUUUUCAAUAAAAAUUACAGACUU
Diabrotica virgifera virgifera (western corn rootworm) is the source of this 4639-nucleotide messenger RNA. Its product is annotated as type-1 angiotensin II receptor-associated protein. Gene Ontology annotation, biological process: angiotensin-activated signaling pathway. Gene Ontology annotation, cellular component: plasma membrane. NCBI's taxonomy places the organism in Eukaryota, Metazoa, Arthropoda, Insecta, Coleoptera, Chrysomelidae. The record is from RefSeq and is a predicted model, not a curated record. Bases 229 to 732 code for a protein of 167 amino acids. The transcript is spliced from 6 exons.